Messenger RNA from Daucus carota subsp. sativus, 954 nucleotides. RefSeq lists its product as uncharacterized. The record is from RefSeq and is a predicted model, not a curated record. Gene Ontology annotation, biological process: mitotic sister chromatid cohesion. The transcript is spliced from 3 exons. Gene Ontology annotation, cellular component: NatA complex. Gene Ontology annotation, molecular function: N-acetyltransferase activity. NCBI's taxonomy places the organism in Eukaryota, Viridiplantae, Streptophyta, Magnoliopsida, Apiales, Apiaceae. The coding region runs from base 160 to 651 and encodes 163 amino acids.
UCUUCAUGUGGCCCACAGGGUAAAGACUUUUCUCCCCUUUCUCUUUGGCGCAGCAACGCAUCCAAUCUCACUAGACACACCUUCGCCGUAAAACCAAGUUGGUUUUUGUUAUAUCUACACACAGCAAGAGCAAGAACAGACAAGAUUAUUCAUCAAAAAAUGGGUGUUGGUCGACAAGUAACAAUAUCAUUAGAUGGAGUUCGAGACAAAAACAUAAUGCAAUUGAAGAAACUCAACUCUGUUCUUUUCCCUGUUCGUUACAAUGAUAAAUAUUACGUUGAUGCUCUUGCCUCUGCUGAAUUCACCAAACUGGCAUACUACAGUGACAUCUGUGUAGGUUCAAUUGCGUGCCGUCUGGAGAAAAAGGAAGGAGGAGCUGUUCGUGUCUACAUUAUGACCCUUGGUGUUUUGGCGCCAUAUCGUGGGCUGGGUAUUGGUACUAAGCUCUUAAAUCAUGUUAUCGAUCUUUGCGCCAAACAAAACAUCAGUGAGAUCUACUUGCACGUGCAGACAAACAAUGACGAUGCUAUCCAGUUUUACAAAAAAUUUGGGUUUGAAAUCACUGAUACCAUUCAAAACUACUACACAAAUAUUACUCCGCCAGAUUGCUAUGUUGUUACCAGGUUCAUCACACAGGAAACGAAGAAAUAAUUACAGAUGCAAUCUUUAAGUACUGUCUUGUGUCCAAUGAGUUUGGUCACUUUCUAAUGAAGUCUGGACAGAAGGUCGAUGUGAAAAAUCCCAAGUUAUUUGUCAGUAUAUUCGAAUUUGCAGCUGCUCCUUUGUUCAGUAGUUCAGUAUCUUUCUCUAGUUGGAACUAGUUGACUUGCUAUUUUUUAACUGAUGAAGUAUAACAGCAUUGAAGUUAAAAGUUUGCAGAAUGUAGGAAAAACAAGGGGAAAAGGUGGCCUGGAUGCUUGUUUUGGAUAUGUUUAUGCUUAAGUUUUAUCUAAA